AUGGCUCAAAGUCCAACAUCAUUCUUGUGCGCCAAGUUGGCUUCCGCCAUACAGUCUAGCAGCGAAGUGUCGAAAGAGCCGUCUUUGCAUCCGCCUGUGGAGACUAUCGCGAUUUCUUUCUGUUGUGCUGAACACCUCGAUCGCAAAGAUCCUCAUCAAGGCGCACAAGGCAUUAUUAGAAGUCUUAUAGCCCAACUCUUGGUUUACUAUAACAAAUUCGACAGCCGUCUCAUCAAACAGCUCCUCAAGUCCGAUCUAGAUCAUCUCAAACCCUUGUGUGCCACCCUGAAAAUUAUGAUCAACGAACUUCCUGAGGAAGUUGCACUGACCUGCAUCAUUAAUGCUAUCACGAUACAUGAGGACAGUAAGGCACGCUGCAAGAAAGUAGAUUCUGUUCUCGACACUCUGAUUGAGAUUGCAGAAUCAGACGAUGAACUGAAAUGUGCCUUCAAACUCUUGGUCACGUCGCCAAGGGUGUCCAGAAGGUAUAGCGCGAGAACUGGCGGUAAGGCAUGUGCGACUGUGCUCAUGAUGCCGGAAAAGGUGGCUUCUCAAGGAGCUUUUACGAAGACAAAGUGGGGCGAUAAUAUGCAAGCUGGUCAAAAUGGGUACACUGGUUGA
Molecule: messenger RNA, 621 nt
Organism: Alternaria arborescens
Lineage: Eukaryota; Fungi; Ascomycota; Dothideomycetes; Pleosporales; Pleosporaceae
Exons: 1
Coding region: 1-621 (206 amino acids)
Source: RefSeq, a predicted model, not a curated record